Engraulis encrasicolus (European anchovy) is the source of this 1121-nucleotide messenger RNA. RefSeq names its product histone H3. Gene Ontology annotation, molecular function: DNA binding; protein heterodimerization activity; structural constituent of chromatin. The transcript has a single exon. The coding region runs from base 53 to 463 and encodes 136 amino acids. NCBI's taxonomy places the organism in Eukaryota, Metazoa, Chordata, Actinopteri, Clupeiformes, Engraulidae. Gene Ontology annotation, cellular component: nucleosome. The record is from RefSeq and is a predicted model, not a curated record.
GCACGCGCUUCGCUAUCAUCUUCACAUUCGUCCCUUCUAACGAAGCUUAAUAAUGGCAAGAACCAAGCAGACUGCCCGUAAGUCUACCGGUGGCAAGGCUCCGAGGAAGCAGCUGGCCACCAAGGCAGCGCGUAAAAGCGCACCUGCUACCGGUGGCGUGAAGAAGCCUCACCGUUACAGGCCAGGAACUGUGGCUCUGAGAGAGAUCCGUCGCUACCAGAAAUCCACUGAGCUGCUGAUCCGCAAGCUGCCCUUUCAGCGUUUGGUCAGAGAAAUCGCUCAGGAUUUCAAGACAGACCUGCGCUUCCAGAGCUCUGCUGUCAUGGCUCUGCAGGAGGCUAGCGAGGCUUACCUGGUUGGUCUGUUCGAGGACACCAACCUGUGCGCCAUCCACGCCAAGAGAGUGACCAUCAUGCCCAAGGACAUCCAGCUGGCUCGUCGUAUCCGCGGAGAGCGUGCCUAAGUCUUUCCCCUGAAACCAACAACGGCUCUUUUAAGAGCCACCCACACCUUCAUAUGAAAGCAUUGUUUCUACCCGCCAGUCGUAGUGUCAAGUACAGCACAGCUCAAACGCAACAAAAGCCAACACAACAAAGCGCUUGCACAGUCCAAUAGAGCAGCAAUCAUAAACAUAGUCAUGGCUUCAUAAUAUCAGCCUGUGAAGUAACGGGCUACACAACGCGUGCGUCUACAGCGAGAGCGCACGCUGGCAGAGCAGUGGGUAUUUGUUAUUUUUCGCCAAUACAUCAUUGUUGUACUUUUCAGAAUAUAUUCCCCAAUCUUAAAUGUGAUUGAAAGCCAAUUAUACUACACUGUCGCAACUUAUGACUCGCAUCAACAUGAUCCAAUCGGCACACUGCAAAAAGUAGAGCAGACGUGCAAAAAAAAGUUAGGGGUCCGGGCUGCUUGACUGUAGUCAACUUAAACUUUUGAGCACAUCUCACAGUUUGGUCAUCUUGUACGUACGUACUUUAAUUGGUCUACAAGUUCAACCAGGGGCUAUUGGUGCGUUCCCCAGGGUUGGGAGAUGGGAUGUUUCUGACCUCCUACUUGCUGAAAUGCAUUGGAACGCCUGUUAAAGCGGAAUGUUCAAGUCGCGAGCUGGGGCAAAAGCGAAGCAA